Molecule: messenger RNA, 2670 nt
Organism: Penicillium salamii
Lineage: Eukaryota; Fungi; Ascomycota; Eurotiomycetes; Eurotiales; Aspergillaceae
Source: the annotation of a GenBank genome assembly
AUGAUGGUUUUGUCAAUCAAGACGGAAGAUCGCAAAGUGAUAGAAGCACAGGGAAAAUAUGACGAUGUUUCUACGGAACUACUGAAUUUCCGAGAUGCCUCCGCGGAGAGCUUUCUCCAACUACCACUUUUCUUGCACUUUGAAUCCCGUCUAUUUAUUGAGCUUACUGAUACUUCUGCUUUCAAAAUGGCGGCAAUGAGGGCUCGACACAAGAUUCGAGCUCCGCGAAGGGGACUCUCGCAUGCCAAAACCGAUGACUUCGAUUCCAUAUGGGAUGUUCUUUCAGUUUCACUGAAUGAAAUCAACACCAAGAAUGCCUCGACGAUUUCCUUCGAAGAGCUUUAUCGCCACGCCUACAAGAUUGUGUUGAUGAUGCGGGGUGAUGAUCUUUACGAGAAGGUCAAACAACUUGAGCAGAAUUGGCUUAAGAGCAAUGUUCAAAAGCUCGUCACAGAGUCAAUAUCUGGAAGCCUAGUGCGAGCACAGAAUUCCACCGAUGCCCAGGAUCAAUCGAGCGAGAGGAGAGAGGCCGGUGAGAAGUUCCUGGCCGCUUUGAAGGAUGCCUGGGAGGACCACCAGCUAUCCAUGGGCAUGGUGACAGAUGUUAUGAUGUAUAUGGACCGCAUGAUAAUCGCGGGCCAGAAGCCCUCCAUAUAUGCUACUUGCAUGGCGCUAUUCCGCGACCAUAUCCUCAACUCAUCCGUUCGCCCUGAAUCUUCUCUCUCCGUCACAGAUGUGCUCAAAUCAACCAUACUAUUCAUGAUCUCGCUGGAACGGUCCGGCCACAUAAUUGAGCGGCCGUUGAUUCGGCACUGUAUCCAAAUGCUAGAGGGUCUUUAUGAAACUCCGACGGAAGAAGAGAGUUCCAAGCUCUAUUUGACUGUAUUUGAGCCAGCUCUCCUUGAGGCGAGCAAGGAAUUUUAUCAAGCUGAAGGACAGCGUCUCUUGCAAAUUGGAGAUGCUACUACGUUCUGUCGGAUCGCUACCCAGCGAGUCGCAGAAGAACAAGAACGGUGUCGCUAUACACUGGCGGUCGCGUCGGAACCAAAGGUCCUUGAAUUGCUGGAUGAGCAUUUGAUUCGCAGCAAUAUCGAGGAGGUUGUCAAUCUCGAAGGAACCGGUGUCAGACACAUGCUGGACCACGAUCAACUGGAUGGAUUGCAAAACGUCUACAUGCUCAAUGCGAGAGUAGACAAGAAGAAACAAGCCUUGACUAAUGUGGUCAAUAAGCGAAUCGUGGAGAUGGGCAAGGAAAUCAAUAAUUCGUCCAUUUUGCUGCCCCAAGCCGCGGCAGCAGCUCCGUCGUCAGGGAAAGAUGGGGACGGCGAGAAAAAGACAGAAAAGGGGAAAGACAAGGAGAGACCUCAGAACCAGCAAACAGUCUCGGCCAUUCGUUGGGUUGAUGAUAUCCUUGCCCUCAAGACCAAGUUCGAUGGUGUCUGGGAGAAGGCAUUUGGAAAUGACCAAGGCAUUCAGAGUUCAAUUGGAGCUAGUUUCUCCAACUUCAUCAAUAUGAAUUCGAGAAGCUCUGAAUUUCUCUCACUUUUCUUCGAUGAAAACCUCAAGAAGGGAAUCAAAGGAAAGACAGAGAAUGAAGUGGACAUCCUUUUGGAUAAUGGCAUCAUGAUGCUGCGGUACAUCAAAGACAAGGACUUGUUCGAAACAUACUACAAGAAACACUUAUCUCGUCGUCUGCUGAUGAAGCGCUCUGCAAGCAUGGAUGCCGAAAGACAAAUGAUCUCGAAGAUGAAGAUGGAAGUCGGCAACCAAUUCACACAGCGUAUUGAGUCUAUGUUUAAGGAUAUGACUGUGUCAGAAGAUCUCACGGCCAACUACAAAGAGCAUAUUGCACGGAACGGUGAUCCUGACCAGAAACCGGUGGACUUGGAGAUCAACGUGCUCACCAGCACAAUGUGGCCGAUGGAACUUAUGGCCAACCCCAAAGAUGGAGCGGUCCAAUUACCGUGCAUCUUCCCCAAAGAAAUCGACACUCUCAAAUCGAGCUUCGAGCGCUUCUAUCUUGACAAGCACAGUGGCCGCAAACUUUCAUGGCAAGCCAGUAUGGGAACUGCUGAUCUGCGAGCCACGUUCGUCCGCUCCACUGGUAAGACCCAACGCUACGAGCUCAAUGUCUCAACCUACGCUAUGGUCAUUCUACUUCUGUUCAACGAGAUUCCUGAGGGGGAGUCUCUCACAUUCGAUGCCAUCAAGGAGCGCUCGCGGAUCCCUGAUCAUGAUCUCAUCCGCAACUUGCAGUCACUAGCAGUUGCCCCCAAGACACGAGUCUUGAAGAAAGACCCCAUGAGCAAGGACGUAAAACCUACCGAUAAGUUCCUUUUCAACAAUGACUUCCACAGUCCGUUUGUGAAAGUGCGCAUUGGAGUGGUUAGUGGUGGCGCGAACAAGGUGGAAAACCAAGAUCAGCGCAAGGACACAGAAAAGAAGAUGAACGAUGAGCGUGGUGGUAGCAUUGAGGCUGCCAUCGUUCGAAUCAUGAAACAACGCAAAACACUCACCCAUUCCCAGUUGAUGACAGAAACUCUGUCUCAACUUUCUGUCCGGUUUGUUCCGGACGUCAACAUGAUCAAGCGCCGUAUCGAGAGUCUCAUUGACCGUGAAUACUUGGAGCGAGUUGGCGAAGAGCCGCCUACCUACGGGUACGUCGCAUAG